CUCCCUUCUCUUAAAAUGAUCUCUUUCCAUCUGUCAUUCACACAGUCACUCUCUCGCCCUUCAAUCUAAUCUUCAGUACUCUCCCUCCGGCGAUGGCAGUUAACGAGUUUUCCAGAUCAGUCGAUAUGGGAAUCAGACUUUCCAAGCGGAUAUACUACGGAAAAGACAGCCCUUCCCCUUCCAGGUCUGCUCCGAAGCCGCCGUCCAUGGAGAAAUCGUUAUCGACGUCUUCCUCCGCUUCCUCAGUUCGGAUGCCGCAGAAUCACCAUCCUACAUCGCCGAUGGCCUACGCCGUCAUAACUGAGCCUCUUGUUGUUGAGAAUCCGGAUAUUCGGAGCUAUCAGCCGUACAUCUACGGACGCUGUUAUCCGCCGGCGUUGAUUCCGUUGCACAUGGUCGGAGUAACGAUGGAGGUUGACUGUUAUUUGGACACGGCGUUCGUCACCGUUAGCGGUGUUUGGCGCCUUCAUUGUGUAUCUUCAACCACAUUAUGCGAUUGUCGUAUCGCGAUUCCGAUGGGAGAGCAGGGUUCACUUCUAGGUGUUGAGGUUGACACCACUACGAGAUCAUACUUUACUCAACUCAUAAUCCCAGAAGAUGAAAAAAACGACGUCCAACGAGAAAACAAAAAAGAUGGCUUCUUAAUGAAAGGCAACACCUACACUUUUCAAAUCUCACAGGUUGAAGGAGGAUCCAACAUCCAUGUGAAAGCUAGAUUCUCUCAGAAACUAUUGUAUCAAGACCAUAAUUUCUGCCUCAGCGUUCCUUUCACUUUUCCCCCUCAUGUAUUUCCAGUGUUCAAGAAAGACUACUCUUGUACAGAAAAAAUACUUCUAAAUGUCAAUUCUGGUACUUGCACUUCCAUUACAUGCAACAAUGCUAGUCAUCCUUUAAAGGAACUAAAACGACAGGCUGGCCAAUUAGUCUUUUUGUAUGAGGCAGGAGUUAUCAAGUGGUCUUCUCAAGAUUUCUAUUUUUCAUAUUCGGUAUGCUCAAAUGAGAUAUUUGGUGGUCUUCUCCUUCAGCCUCCAUCUUUACAUGAUUAUGAUCAGAGAGAUAUGUUUUGUUUUUAUCUAUUUCCAGGGAAUAACCAAAACAUAAAGCCUUUCAGAAAGGAAGUGGUGUUUGUAAUUGACAUAAGUGGCAGCAUGCGAGAUGACCCUCUUGAGAAAACAAAAGAUGAAAUCAUAGGAUCACUCUGGAAGCUCAAUGAAGGAGAUUCAUUCAACAUUAUAGCUUCGAAUGAAAACAUUAAAUCGUUUUCAUCUUCGUUGAAUUUGGUAACAGAAGGAAUGAUUACAACUGCAAUUGAAUGGAUGAACACAAAUCUUAUUGCUAAUGGAGGUACCAACCUCAUGCUUCCCCUAAAACAGGCAAUUGACAUGGUUGGUAGAACUGGCGAUUCCAUUCCGUUCAUUUUUCUGAUUACUGAUGGGUCUGUUGAAGAUGAAAGAGAGAUUUGUAAUAUGGUGAAAGGUCAUAUUGUGGAUGGAGAACUAAAAUCUCCUCGGAUUUGCACAUUUGGAAUAGGUUCAUACAUCAAUCAAUAUUUCUUGCAAAUGCUUGCAAAUAUUGGAAGAGGACAUUAUGAUUCUGCAUACGAUGUAGAUUCAAUCAGCAUUCGUAUGCGACAACUGAUUGACAAUGCUACAUCACCUCUGUUUUCAAAUGUAACCCUUGAUGCUCUACAAAAUCUCGAGUCAUAUGAGAUAUUCCCAUUUUGUAUUCCAGAUUUAUUGUCUGGAAGUCCUCUAAUUGUAUCAGGCAGAUUCAAAGGGAGCUUCCCUGACACUGUUAAAGCUAGAGGUCUCUUAGCGGAUCUAAACACUCAUGUGAUUGAUGUCAAAGUGAGCAAAGCAAACGACAUGCCUUUAGAAAUGGUAUGUGCAAGGAGGGAGGUUGGUAUGCUUACAGCACAAGCAUGGUUAGACCAAAACACAGAACUAGAGGAGAAGGUUUCAAAAAUGAGCUUACAAAGAGGGGUUCCUUGUGAAUAUACUCGCAUGAUACUAGUUCAACAUGAUAACCUAAAACAAGCAAUCGAAUCAGAUCCACCAGAAGAGAAGUAUACGAAGUUGAAGAACGAGAAGAUAACGUACCUCAUGAAUCUAAACUUUGGAUUUGGUAACUUGAUUGCGACCGUUGAGAAUUUACCUCCAAGGAACGAAGAAUUGAAGCUAAGUGAACCACCUGGAAAAGUUGCGCAAGCAGCUUCGUCUUGCUGGAUUAUGUUUGUUGAUCGAUUUUGUUGCAGGUGCAUGAUUCAGGCAUGUAGUCAAAUGAACAACCAAUGCUCCAUUGUAAUGACGCAACUAUGCGCUGCCCUUGCUUGCUUUCAAUGCCUAGAAUGUUGCUGUGAGAUGUGUUACCCGUGUUUUGAAAUGUGUUUGUGCCUGUUCAUGUAGAAAGUUUGUUUAAAAAACACUUACGAUGGUUUAAAAAGUGUGUACCUAUAUAAAUAUAUAAAUGAUACAUU
This is a messenger RNA of Lactuca virosa, 2476 nucleotides long. NCBI's taxonomy places the organism in Eukaryota, Viridiplantae, Streptophyta, Magnoliopsida, Asterales, Asteraceae. The record is from the annotation of a GenBank genome assembly.